CCCGCGUAGCAAACCGGACGUCUACGACGGCAACUCUGCUUUACAUUUUUGUUGUGUUUUUUUUUCGUUUUUCUUUUCAUUGUUUUCCCGUCCACGAUCGAGUAAAGAGGUGCGUGUCGGUGUCGCGACAUUUCUGUCUUUUACACCUGUUGCCACUGUGUGUGUGUUUGCUUUGCUUUGUUUUUUUUUUGUUUUAGUUAUUGUGCUGAUAUUGUGAUUGUGUAUGUGUGUGUGCGUGUGCAGUGGAAAGUGCAUUAACAACAACAACUGCCUUUGCAUUGGAGAAUUAUAAAACAAACAACUCCAGCUUCAACUUCAGCUCUAGCUCCAGCUGCAGCUUCGGCGAACGUGUGAAUAAAAAGAAAAACAAGCAAACAAAAGGCAAGGCAAAAAAAAAAUACAAAACGAAACGCGAUCGAAUAGAAAAUAAUAACAAGAAGAAAAAUUAGAAAUCUUUUUUUGUUUAUAUCAAAAGUGUUCCUAAAAAGUAGCAGUUAAAAUUGGCCACGGAGCGUGGUAAUUGGGUCGACGAGACAAAUCGACAGACAAAUCAUGGAUGCAAUGGAUGAUGAUGGCAAUCUAACGAAAGCAAUAAAGGAUGACAAACAAAUGACACAAACAAAUGAUCUGGACCAGAAGCAGCAGCUACAACAACAACAACAACAACAGCAGCAGCAACAAAAUGAAGAUGAUGAUGAUGAGCCGCAGGCUCUAUCAUUCUGUUUUGUCCGGGGAUCUGAUCCCCGGGCAGCAACCUGUCGUGGUAAACUACAAAGUCGUCGCUGCAAAUUGAAUCAAGAGAUCAAUAAGGAAUUACGCCUGAGAGCUGGCGCUGAGAAUCUAUAUAAGGCCACCACAAACCGCAAAUUAAGGGAUACUGUGGCUCUUGAGUUAAGCUUUGUUAACUCCAAUUUGCAAUUGCUGAAAGAGCAAUUGGCCGAGCUAAAUUCAUCGGUGGAAAUCUAUCAGAGUGAGAGUCACGAUGGCAUUAUGCCGAUGAUACCAUUGGGUCUUAAGGAGACCAAGGAGAUUAAUUUCAUGGAACCCUUCUCCGAUUUCAUUCUCGAGCAUUAUAGCGAAGAACCCUCCAUAUAUAUGGAUGCCAUAGCCGAUAUGACAGACACCAGACAGGCUUCAAAGACUCCAUCACGCGAUGCUUUAGGAGUGGCAUUACUUUUCCGCUAUUACAAUUUGUUGUAUUAUGUGGAGCGUCGCUUCUUUCCGCCCGAUCGCAAUUUGGGUGUCUAUUUCGAAUGGUACGACUCGCUGACUGGUGUGCCCUCUUGCCAAAGGACCAUUGCCUUCGAGAAGGCCUGCACUUUGUUCAAUUUGGGUGCGAUAUACACACAGAUUGGUGCCCGACACGACCGGAGCACGGAACGUGGCCUGGAUGCGGCUGUCGAUAGUUUCUUGCGGGCUGCGGGCAUAUUUCGUCACAUUUACGAUACGUUCACAAAUGCGCCGUCGAUGGACUUGAAGCCGCAGGUGUUGGAUGUCUUGGUAUCGCUUAUGUUGUCCCAGGCCCGGGAAUGUCUCUUUGAGAAAUUGCAAUUACAAAUCGAGGCAUUGCAAUUGAAAGAAUCGAGUCAUCUGUUCCGCGAUUUGGCCGGCGAAGCCGCUCAAUUAUCGCUCGAGUAUAUGGAAAUGCAUAAGAAUAUCCAAGUGAAUGAUACGCACACAUAUUUGCCCGAGUGCUGGGCAGGAUUAGUGCCGCUCAAGGCGGAAUUGUACAAGGCUUUGGCACAUCAUUAUGAAGCUCGUGGAAUUGAUGCCACGUUGGGCGAUGACAACAUUUCAUUGAGCACCAAGAAAAGUUUAGCUCCCUCGUCCAAUGAAUCGUUCAUUGGGAAUGCAAGGGAGGCUUUGCGUGGCAUUCUCGAUGAUGAGAAUGAGGACAGCGCCAGCUGUGUGGCCAUUAAGCAUACCCAUUUGAAAGAAGCUCUGGCUAGUCAUGAGGAGGCUCAGCGAUUGCAGCGUAUGUGCCGCUACCUGAAGAACAAGACCUCCCUCACCCAAGUCAUUAAGGAGGCGCAUUAUAAGACCCAAGAUGAAUACGAAAAGUUUCGUCUACAAUCCCCCCAAACGAACAUUGAUGAUUGCUAUGAUCUAACCGAGCGCACAGUAGAAGCCGCCUCAAAGUUCACAUUAAGCCUAACAGGACCGGACUUUACAUCGUACAAAGUGGAAGAUCCAUUUAAACGCCUGGGACCCAUAGCAAUAUUCUCGGCACGUCGUCAUUGGACGGCACCCCGCUGUGUACGCCUGCAAAAGGGUUCGGCUAUGUAUCACCAUCAUCAUCACCAACAUCAUCACGACUCCAUGGGCGGAAGUGGUAGCCGUGCCGUCAAUAACUAUCAUUGUCAAUGUCCAGCCGAACACGAGGGCGAUCAUGUCCAUGAAGGUAGCUGUAGUCUCUACAAAGAGGAAUUGGAGAAUUUCGGUUUUCAUGUCCGUGGCGAUGCUCCAGUUAUAAUUGCGCAUGUGGAAAUCAAUUCCUUGGCCGAUCUGGGCGGCAUCAAGGAGGGUGAUUUUAUAGUGGAAAUUGCUGGCAUGGAUGUCAAAUGGUACACCCAUCAGCAGGUCGUGCGUCUCAUACAAUCAUGUGGACCCACUUUGGAGCUUAAAGUCAUAACGCCCAUGGACCGCAAUUACUUAAAGCCUUUAUCAUCGAAGGGUUCCAUAUCCACUUUAUCAGCAGCUAGUUCAUCUGGCAUUUCAUCCGGCUCUUCCAGUCCAACCAGCACAACGACUAAGCCCAAGUUACGUCUGAAAACUACCGCCAAGUCAAGAUUUGUGGGCAGCGUUUCGUCAAGUUCUUGGAAUCCCUUUCGACGCACUCCUAGUUUAGCAAAAAUAUUCUAGCCUACUAUUUAAUUCUGACAAAAACAAAAACCCAUACAGUGGCCAUUUUCAAGACAAAAACCUUUUUUUUUUUUUUACAACUUUUCCCUUAUUUUCACCCCUUUUUUAUUUCAUAUGAAUUUCAUUUAUUUUCCUGAAACAAUGGAAAAGAAAUGCAAAUACAGCAAAUAAAACAAAACAAAAGUGAUUGUAAUGUAUCGUAUCGUAUAUGCCCUUUGAAGCCAAUUAGAUAGGGUAAUUAUCAGAUAUUGUCGUCAUAUAUAUGUUAUGUAUAUAUAUGAUUUAAGUGACCUUAUGAAAAACGUUUCCCUCCCCGACUUUUGUGCAAAUAUAUACAAAUAUAUAUAUAUAGAUGGUGUGUCUUGUUUGAAAAAUGAUCAUAUAUAUAUAUAUAUAUAUAUAUAUAUAUAUAUAUAGUAGUCUAAUCGUGUUAGCAUCUGUUAAUUGGUCAUCAGCUUACUCUUAAAACGCAUUCCCCUCCCUUCCGUUCCCACAAACUUAACAUUCCCUCUAUUGUUUAAGUCGCAGCAAACUAUUUUAAUAUCCAUAUCUACAAUUUUAUCAAAAGCCAUUUUAUGUGUAUGUACUUAUUUUUAAAAUAUAUCAAUAUCUAUAUAUGUAUGUAUAUUUAUAAUUUCUUUCUAUAUAUAUGUUUUUUUUUUUCGUUUGGAAUAAGAUAAAAAUCGUUUACAUUUUGCAAAAAAAAAGAGAUCAAAGAAACAUACUUCAACGUUUUCUUUCAUUUUGUGUGGGACUGUUUAACAAGUAGCCUGGAGUUUAUACAUCUCGUCUCAUUGUAUUUUCAGUUUUCACUUGGUGUGUACUAUUUUAUGGCAUAGGAUCGGUUGACUAUUUUUGGUUUUCCUUUUUUUAAGUAAAUAUACAUACGUAUGUAUAUAGAUUUUAUACACUUUUUUGGUCGCAUAUACUGGCCAUUGUCUAUAUCAAAGAAAAUAAGGUAAAUUUAAUUCAAGAAAGAUGCCCCGAAGGAUGCCAACACCGAUGCCAAGUCCUAGGCAAAUACUGCGGUCACAUCGCUCAACAGCAAACAUGGAGUAUGAAAACGACGAGAAUAUUUUUGAGGAAAUACCCAUUGAAACUGAACUGAGUGACACUGAAUUAGAUAUUGAUGAGAUGUUGGCAACCGAUGAGACACUGGGGCAGACGCAUUGUGAGCACCAUUGGAUUGACUUGCGUUGUGUCUCCACCUUUCUGUAUUGCGUGGAUAAAAUGAAGAGCCGCCAACUAUAUGUGACACGUGACUGUAAUGAAUCGUACGUCAAUUUUGCCUAUAAGCAUGCUCUCGUCAAGCAAGGAUCAAAGAAACGUAUAGGCAUACGUGUCUAAUUGAGAAGAAAAAAAAAAAAAAAACAUUGCCACGAAC
Molecule: messenger RNA, 4246 nt
Organism: Drosophila willistoni
Lineage: Eukaryota; Metazoa; Arthropoda; Insecta; Diptera; Drosophilidae
Gene: Rhp
Product: rhophilin-2
Exons: 12
Coding region: 553-2862 (769 amino acids)
Biological process (GO): negative regulation of stress fiber assembly; signal transduction
Molecular function (GO): protein binding
Source: RefSeq, a predicted model, not a curated record